AUAAGCACAUCUACUUCGUUUCUCACAAACCAUAGGGAACAUCAGGUGCAGAACUUGUAGGAUUUAAAGCACAGCCAGAACUAAUGGUUGCAAAUUGCAGUCUAACCUAACACUUUCUCAGCCAUAGAUUCCUCCCUUUUUAUUUUCUCCUUCAAACUUCUGCUGUUGUGUCACUGAUAAAUCACAGUCCUUCGCUCUGUAAUAGAUCCCUUUUUUAUUUAAAGUUUUGCCUUCCUACCCAUUAAAGCUUUUCUUAUCAGCACUACUUUUACUUUUCAGAAACGUAUAUUCAAUAUUCUAAGCUUGGAGUUCUUUUGUUUUCCCCCAAAGACGUAAAACCCUGGGGGAUUUAAAUAUCUACUUGAUAGGCUUGCACAACCUUAAUCAGCCUAUAAUGGAGCUAAUGGCUGUUUGUCAUCCUUGGAGAUAUAAAUUUGCUGGUGAUGUCUACUGCAGUCAGUGCAUGAAGUAUGCUCUGGCUGCCAGCAAGGUCUAAUAACCAGGAGAAGGGCAGCCAGCUUCAUUAGUGAGAGUGAGACUGAGACACAGACUGUGACUGUACCGGCUGCUUUUCUGGGGAGCUCUGCUUUUUUUGAAUACCGAGGGGGGAAAAUGGAUAAUGCUGUUGAUGGUUUGGAUAAAGCUUCAAUCGCUAACUCGGGUGGACCGGCCCCAGGAUCCCAAACUCCCCCUUUCAAGAGGAAGGGCAAACUCUCCACCAUUGGCAAAAUCUUUAAACCUUGGAAAUGGCGGAAGAAGAAGACUAGUGACAAAUUCAGAGAAACUUCAGCAGUGUUGGAAAGGAAGAUUUCGACAAGACAAAGCAGAGAGGAGCUGAUAAGAAGGGGAGUGCUGAAGGAAAUGCCAGAGCAAGAUGGUGAUGUAACAGUAAAUUUUGAAACUUCAAAUGGACACACCAUAGCCAUUGGUGAAGAAACCAUACAGGAAGAAAAUGUGCUAAAAGCCAGUGGAGAUAAUGGUAUUUCAUCAGAGAAAGCAUCGGCAUUGGAAGGGAAAAAAGAGGAUCAAAAAGAGAGCACUACUGAUCACUGCCCAGAAAUACCGGCAUCCCAUGCUCCACCACUACCCAAGCCUAAGCCUAAAUCCAAAAAAGCUCCGCUACCACCAAAAAACACUAUUGCUGCUUCCACCACCACCAGCCAUAAGAGUAACGAAGCACCUCAUGCUAAAAAAAAGGGAAAGGCUCCUGCUAAGCAGCCUCCUCUCCCACCACCCAAGCCAACAAGUCACGGUGCAAAUCGAGACACUGCUGGUUCCUCUCAUGUGAAAAAAACGCUAGUCUCCAAGUCCUCUUCAUCACCAUCUCCAUCCACAUCAUCUCAUCCCAAGGCCUCUAAGGAGACUUCCAGCAAAUCAAGCACAUCAGGGACUCCCAGGGGCAAGAAAAAAACUGGGAAACAUUCAGCCCCACGAACAGCGCCAGAUGGAGCUGCUUCUUCCCCCUCAGGUGCCACAGCCAACAGUUUGGAAGUAAAGGCAAAAAAACUUGAACCUGAGCAACCUUCCAUGCGGAUUUCAGAAACAGAGGAUGCAAACCAAGAGAGCAAGCUUGUUGUGCCCCCUCCUCCCACCUCUGCCCCUCCUCCACCUCCGCUUCCACCUCCUUUUCCUGCUGGAUCAGGUCAGCUCACUGUCUCUUCAGAUGCCCAAGAUGUGUCAGAUGGCUGUGCAGCAGGGCCAGCUGUCCCUGGAUCAGAUGCUAAGCCUCCUCUCCAAAUUGAGCAUGGCACAGACGAGAGCCAAGCCCUAGACAGUGGUCCAGAUGCUGGUGGAGGAGACACGAAGAGCUUAGCUCCCAAGGAAGACCAGGAAGGGGAGGCACCUGACCAGGCACACUCUGAACUGGUGGAGGAGGCUUCUGACACUGCUGCUCCUCCUGAGAGUGAAAGCAGCAGAGAGAGCCACAGCAGCGACUCAGACUCUGAUGGGCCAAUACUGUACACAGAUGAUGAUGAUGAUGAUGAUAAUGCAAGUGCUGAAAGCUCUUUGGCAAGUAAAAUUCGUCGAAGGGAUACUCUUGCUAUCAAACUUGGCAACAGACCAUCUAAGAAAGAAUUAGAAGACAAAAACAUCUUGCAGAGGACAUCUGAAGAGGAGAGGCAGGAAAUCAGACAUCAGAUUGGAACGAAGCUAGUGAGGAGACUUAGCCAGAGGCCUACAACUGAAGAGCUUGAGCAAAGGAAUAUCCUGAAGCAGAAAAAUGAAGAAGAGGAGCAGGAAGCCAAAAGAGAAAUAAAACGUAAACUCAGUAGAAAGCUCAGCCUGAGGCCUACAGUGGCUGAACUUCAAGCAAGAAGAAUCCUUCGAUUUAAUGAGUAUGUGGAGGUCACGGAUUCUCCGGAUUACGACCGUCGUGCUGACAAGCCUUGGGCUAGGUUAACUCCCGCAGACAAGGCAAGGGACAAACUCUUAGAUUAUAAGAAAACUCUUGCAUAUGUCACUUCUGGGGGGCUUUCCUGUGGUUUACAUCCUCUCAAUGCUGGCAUCAUGAGUGACAUGUGAUAGAAGCAGUGAGAUUGUCAUGGUACUACUGUGCAUCUAUUGCUUGCACCUAAGAAAACCCGCUCAGGUGCUUAUUAAGAGUGUAUUUGCCAACUCCAUUAUGGCAGUUCAGGCCAGUAUUUCCUGUAUUUUUAAAGCCUUGCUAAGACAGGUACACACUGUUAGCAAAGAUGAACACUACCUGUGGGAUUCAGGCAAGGUUUCGGAAGGCAGAAGCCUGUGUCACUGCCACUGAGAGUUAUUUUUGCAACUCAUUGAAGUGAAAAAAGGAAGAAGCUGCUCCAUCCUCCUAAGAGUUCUUGGCCACAACUAGAAGUAUGGGAACUCACCAUGUGCAUGCAGCAUACCUUGGGAAAUCUGCCUUCAACAUGUUGCAGUUAAUAGUUCCUCUGCCUAACUACAAAGGAUGAGACAAAUGAUUCUGUGAUUCUCUUUCAAAAACCAGAUCAGUCAAAGAGUAUCAUAAAAUACUCUUCCAUUUCCCUCCUAUACCACUUCAUAAAAGGAAAGGUCUAGGAUAUAUGUAUCAAAAAAUGCUGGAUCUUUUAGCAUUGGGUCUGAACCAGCUUUUACAGAAAUCUUAAGAGAUGUGCUUGGCAUGAGAACUGAUAAGUGCAAGAACCCACUAUCUUUUAGCUAUACACUGUGAAGCAGUGAUUUUAUUUCGGCUUGUAUUUUAGUAUUAAUGCCAGCUCGUCUGACAAUCAAAGGAGAAUCUCAUAUGAAGUCAAGGUGGAGACCUUAAAAAUGUACCCAGAAUUGUUUGUAGAUGCGGGCUCUGGGAGGUGCUGAGCACUCUCAAGUCCUUGUGAAGUCUCUGUGGGAGGUUGGAGCACUCAGGUUUACCUAGGUUUAAUCAGGGUCAACUGCACUAGAAGAAACAGUGGUGUUUCCUACCUACUUCAGGGUAAGAGCUUUUAAUCUUAAUUCAUUUUGUAAUGAGCAAGUGCCCAAGGCUGGUUCUGUGAGCUCCAUGUUUGUUGGCCUGAGCGGAAAUGUGGACCUCAGGUUGCCAGGAAAGUCCCUUGCCCUUUUUCCCAGGGAAGUCAUUUUUCUAAUUCCAGUGGGAGCAGAAAACUGUACUGUAACUAUGUUAGGGAGCUGGAGCUCUGGUGUCUUUGCUGCUCACUUGGUGCUCAGAAAUAACUGUUUCUUUCCUAGCUAUUACAGCAGUCUCAUAUAAGCAUCCUGUUGUGGCUAAACAGAACCAUCCCUUCCUCAAAAUGAAGUUUCUCAUUUAUGAGACCGCAGUCUGGUGAUGCUGUAAUUUUAUCAUGCUGCUUGCCUGUUCUGCGCUGAAAGGCAUGCACACCAGAUGAGAUUUCUUUAGGGAUUAAUGAAAUGAUACUGCUUUUCUUUAAAAUGGUGAAAGAAAAGAGUGAGUAAAGAUAAACUGUGUUUCAUUCCACAGUGAAGGUAAGAAAACUUACGGCAUAGAAACAGAAGCCCUUGUAGUAUAUAUUAGAGUAUUUGAGAAAUUAUAUUCAACUCUUGAUGAAGUAAGCUGCUUAUCACUUUGUUAACAUAAAAAACAAGGCAUUUAUAAAGUGUGCUGGAUUUCUACUUCAUUAAAAUCUGCCAACUGAAAAUGCAAGCCUGAAAUGUCCAAAUAUUUCACAUAAUUUUGCAUAAAGCUAAUCAAGACAAGUGACUAAUUUCACUUAAAGAAAUGCUGCUCAUCUUGCAUUCCUGAAGUCCUUUCUUCAGCGGGGAGAUAGGAGGCCCCUGCUGUGUGUACAGUGCCUGUGCAGGCAGUGAGACUCACCAGUGGCUGUGCCUGGAUCCCAUCUGGCUGCAUACUCAGCGGUUGGUUGUCCAGGUAAUCCAGUCCUGUGCCCACUUUUGUCUGUAGCAAGUGCCACAUUUCAGCAGGAGGUUGAUUCACCCAUUGCGGUAGACUUGGUGUUUCUUUGUUGACAUUGAGUUUAUUUAUAGUGUAUUACUGCUCCAUAUAACUGUAAUUGAAAAAAGUCAUUCAUGUUGAGGAUCAGAAACAUGCUGGUUACAGUAAGGGGGACAGGAAAAUGAGAACUGUAAGGGAACCUGCAAGACUAGGGACAGGUUCCUUUUAGAAGCUUUACUUUCCUUAAGAUUCAUAUUUCUUACGGUUGCAUGUAUCAUUAUUGCUUAUUAGGCAGCCAUACGGAAAGAACUGAAUGAAUUUAAAAGCACAGAAAUGGAAGUACAUGAGGAAAGUCGGCAAUUUACCAGGUUUCAUCGUCCAUAACUGUUUGACCACAUCCUCUGUUUCAUGCAACAAUUUUCUUUGGGGAAAUCAUUAAGUCCUGAAGACCUGAGAUUGCACUGGAAUUUGACCGAGUAUGAGUGUGUGCUACAGCUUACCCUGAGGUUAAUGAAGGAUGUGGCCCUCAUCUUUAUCAAUGGACAAAUGCUUUGUCUAGGAGGAGAACCCACAUGAAGUGUUUGUCAGUGUUAAGACAGACCAUGGUUCUGUGGCUAUCUCACACAGAUGAGUCGGUGGACUUCUUCAUCGGAGCUCCACAAGUCAGGAAGUGCUGAAGACAAUCGCUUGAGAGCCUGUCACCAGGAACUCAUUAGACUUCAUAGGGUUGUGAAUGAGGGUAACUGAGUGUGAAAAGGACUGAGAGCGUGGGAGAAGAGAGACUUCACUUGUUGGUCCACAGACAAGAGUGGAACAGAUGGGACUGCUCAACAACGCACUUGGCCAGUGGGAGAAACUAUUUUUUAAAAGAAACUGAGAGUGUGAGCAACUGUGCAUGUAUUUUUUCUAGUGGCCGCAGCCUGUCUUAGGAAGACAGCAAGCCACAAGUCCUCACGUCAGCAGUACUUUAGUGAAGAACUGUAAUCUUCUCUGGUGCCAGUAAAUGCAGUUGCCAGAAAUUAGUCCUAGUAGAACACAGCUGUCUUUUUUAAAAUCCCAAUGAGCAUGCUUCAAGAAAAUACACUGAACAUUCAUACAGAACAAGUUAUAUAUUUUGGGGGUUUUAAUGUUGACAUACUCCUGAUCCUCAGAAAUACAUAAACAGGAUUUGAAGGACAAAUAACAUGACACUAUGAAUGCAAUGAAAUGCUUCAUGUUUAGAAACACUCCUUACUGUCUGUCACUUGCUAUUCAAACCAGAGGGAUCAUCAUCUUUCUCACCCAUGGCAGGCAGUAGAGACAACUUUGACAUCAUGCUAGAGUGAAUUCAAAAUCAGGAUUUAAAUUAGGCACAAAAGUUUUUACUAGUAGGCUUGAGCAGUGAUGACUAAUGGGACUUUUUACAUUCAAGGACUCUUGCACUGCUUUGAGGAAGAACUCCCAGAUGAAUAAAUAUGUCUUCAGCCAGUGGUCCUGUAAAAGUGAAUGGAAAAUCCUUAGAGUGUCUGCAGCCUGUUUUGUUGAGUGUGAAGAAUGCUUCUUAGAGUCAUAAUUUUUUAUACUGUCUUGAAAUUGUACAUGUGAAUACAGUACUAUUAAAAUGAAGUGGUAUGAAGUGUGAAAGGCAAUACAUGGUUUCUCUAAGUUGGCCCAAAGGCCUAUUAAAAAGCCUGUGGCAUUGUUUACACUAAGAAAUUCUCUGUCUUAUAUCAGCACUUAUUUAUCCUUUGAAUUAAUGUACACAACAUUUUGGGGGGGGUCUGGAAUUCACUUAUGCAUACAUUUAAUGCAGUAUUACAAUAUAUUUCCUAUUUAUCCUUUCUAAUGUGUGUACAUAUUACAAAUUAUUUUUGUCUUUUAUGUGCCCUUUUAGUUUUUAAUUAUGAAGUGUAUGUAUUUCUUUUUCAGGCAAUAAAAGGUCUGUGUAGAUGUGAUUUUUACCUCAGAACCUGCAGUAGAUUCUUGUGGAAUGUUUUCAGUUUAUAAAGUUGAAGAUGGUUGUUUCAGAUGUCAGCUUAAAGGCAGGAAUGGAAGUUGGUGGCUAAAAUUAGAUCUCCCCCUUUACUGAUAUUACAAAACGACCAGGUUUGUAUAAAUGGGGUGGAUUGUUUUAGUAAAGAGCACUUAUAGUAACAGGAUAGUACUUUCCAAUAGCUGUCACUCUAUUAUUUUUAGAGAUUGACAAACUUUUCUUUUUUAAAAAGCUGGAUUUAUAUGACUCUUAGGAUUGCAUACAUUUGAGUAAAAAUCUGGUGAUGUUCAGACCCCAAAAUAUCAAUAACCAAAUAAAAUAAACAUAUACGUGCUUGUAGCAAAGAAAAGGAAGCACCACUUUCCCUUUUUUAAAGGAAUCAAUAAAAGCCAUUAGGAUUCCAUUUGCAGAAAACAGUUUAGUUUCUGUGGAUCCCAUAAUUUUAUAAAUAUAGAAACACCACUUUGACAUCAAGGAAGCAGUGAAAUGUAUUCUUUGGCACUAAAUCAUACAGGAAUGAUCAGGCCACUAGAGUGAAGGUUUGUCAGCAAUUCUGGUAGAAUCCUAAUUUUUAGUUUUAGGAUUUGAAGAGUAAACUUAAAAACUCAACACUAGCACAGAAUAAACAUUUCUCCUGCUUAAACUUUGUUGUUGUUGUUGCCAAAUUUAGAAAUGUGUGUCCAAAAUCCUAUAAAGGUCUAUUGUGUUGACUUUGAAGUAUAAACCACGGCAUUUCACUUCAAAGGAAACAAGUGGAGGAAUUAAAUAGACCUCAGUGUUGCCUUAAUCACUUUGAAGCAUUUGAAAGCAGCCACGAUGCUAAAGGCAGAAGGAUAGCUGUUGCACAGGCAGAAUAACUUGGACAAGUAAGGUCAGACUAUAUAAACUUUAUACAGUAGCUCCACUGACAUGCCAGAGUACAUACAGGUUACACAAGCAAACCAAAACUUGCUAAAUUCUUAGAAUGGAGUGAAUGAAUUGACUUUGCAAGAAGACAUUCCUCUAUUGUAGGCCUGGAGCAUGGAUGGGAAAGACAUGCCACCUUCUCUGUGUUUUAACAGUUAAACCGCAAAGAUGAGAAUACAGCUUCUGGCUCAGACUUCCUCAAGCUGUGUUUUGCCAUAAGACAUGAAGAUAUACAUAGGUGAGCUAUUACUAAGGCUUUCCCUAUCUUCCUUCAGGGUCUGGGUUUUUAUUAAAGUAUUCACUACAAGCCAUUGCUAGAGGCAGAAUACUAGCCUGGCUAGAGAUGCUGGUUUAGUUUCUAAUCUUUAGUUUCUAAUGUAAUCUCUUAUUAUUUUGAUGACAAAUAAUCAGAUGCAUUAUUUGGCCCACAAGUCAGCAAACUACUUCGCCAAAUUUAAGUAACUGGACAAAAAGUUUUCUGCAUUGGAACUUAUGUAAAAACGUAGUAUACUUGCAGAAUUAGAAUGAUAUCUAUUGUGUACUGUACCCACACACAGACAUAGAAUUGUAUAUACUAUUUUUAUAUUCUAAGUAUCAACUGUCAGAAAAACAACAGCUGUAGAAAGUAAUCCAUGCAAUAAAAAAUAACAAGAUUUUGGUACGUUACUAUGUGCAGUAAAGCGAGUUUGCUUUACCUUACUGAGCUGCCUAAAGUCGGUUUCUGCUGUAUCUCCCAGUCCUCUGUAUUCAUGAUUUUGAAUGUCUUGAAGCUGCUACAACAGCCUGUUGGAAAUAAUGCCAUGUACCUGUCUGUGGUGCUGCAUGCCUGUUAGAAGGGAAAAAUCAGGACAAGUCCUGAGAAACUCCUGAGUAAGUAAUCCUUGAGGAUAAAAAUAAAGAGAUGUUAAAAAGGCAAAUUAAAAAAUAACAAUUUCCAUGCAAUGUGUAGUACAGCCCAGUUGUCUAAAGGGAUCACUGUGUCAAUUUUUAUCAAGUUGGACAAAUCAUUUAAAUGUCAUCCACAACAUACGACAAACCUUACACGCAUACCUGUGUUCCACAGAGUCAGAUAAUGAGCUCAGAUGUCUACAUCCACACAAAGAGAAAAUUACUAGCUUGAAGUAGUGGUGCUGAAAUGACCUCACACAUGAGAUUUUUGUUGGUAGGAUCACACAUGACAACAUGUUGCUGUGAGUGCAGAAAAGUGGAUGCUUACAAAUCCUCAUUUCUUCUUCACAUAAUAAAUUGAAAUGGUUCUAGAACGUCUCUCAUCUCUCUCUUCUUUCAGGCAAUAUAAAUCAGUUCUUAUAACUGAAUUUAGUUGUUUAAAAUGAAAAAUAAUCUAUCAGAAUUCCUUCCAAUUGUAAUAUAUGUGUUGAUUCAACAAGUACAAAAAAAAAUUAUUUAAAUGCUAAUGAUUAUUUAAGCUAAAUAGCAUUUCAGCUGGUGAUUUGGAUAAAGGUAGGACCAGCAGCAGUGUCUCUUCAAAAUCACUGAAAGUAUUCACAGACAUUUGUAGGUCUACAAGAGUAUAUUUGCUUGUAGGGUUUAACAUUUGCCUACAUUGUGCAUGCCCCUUGCUGUGGUGGACUUUACCGAUUUCUGAUGUGGUGUGGCCCAGGGCAGCACCAGCUACUGCUUUGUCCACACUGGACAGCUAGUGCUUCGAGAAGCACCACAACCUCGGUGCUGACAUGUAAAAACUGUAUCAGAUGAACACUUUUCUUCUUUUUUCAUAGAAAACCAAAUGAAAAUUGUGAAAGGAAGGGAUGAAAAUAUCUCUGAAAUUACAGAAAUUUGUCCCCUCCUUCCAGGUGAGAUUAGCACAUUGUUUCCAGUGGAGAUGCUUCAAUCCAUGUCUGUGACACAGACAUCAGAGAAAUUGUUUCAAAAUAGCUGCCACUAACCUGAGUAUAAAUACAGUCUGAGCCACAAUUUUAUAUCAUAAAAUGGGAGGAAGAUCCAGCCAGCAAGGGCUAAAAAUGUCUUAUCUAGUCUGGCGGCCUGGGAAUCAACUGAAACCCCCUCAUCAGCUGCAGCUAGCAGUAGGUUGGAGCCAGGGUGGUGAGAGCCACACUGUUAUCUGGGUACCUGGCAAACUGCAUCAUUAGGACAGGUCUGUCUGAGCACUGCUGGCAUCCUAAGUAGGGACUAGAAUAUGAGCCUGUAUCUUAAUGCUGUUAAUGCUUUAAUGAUAAAGGAAACUAUGCUAAAAGACUACAUUUGCACGAAAUUGUUAGGUAUGCCAGAACUGUGUCUUUCAAUGCUUUCAUGUCAUCUAUUUUUAUUCAUAUCUCUAGGAGUUAAGACCUGUGCCACUGCUAUAAACUAAAAUAAAGACAUACUGAGGGUGAAGCACAGAAUAAACUUACUUCCUGCCUUUAGGAGCUCCACAUUUAGCUCCAUUAUUGUUACUAUCUUAAUUCUUACUGUACAAUGAAUUGCGCUCUCGGAGCAAUGAUCACUGCUGGGACCUAGGUUUUGAUGAACAAAAAAGCAAUUCUGAAGGUUUGUAUUAGGUUGAUGUUAAAACAUUUUGAGAAUCAAAGAAAAGUAAAUUCCCCAGAGUAGCUUAAAGCUUCUUUUUAAGACACCUGGAAAAAAAUUAUGAAAGUGUAUCUAUAUAGAGAAAGGGAGAAAUUGAAUAAAAAUAACAUAUUUCACUGUUACAUUUUGACAGGUUUCUAUUUAUUAACUUUAAUGAUUAAUAAGAUCUUGUUACACUUUGUCAGUGUUCCCAUUUUGUUUAAGGAUUUUAAUGAAAAUAGAGCUCAUAUGAACUAGAUACAGCAUUUCACCACUAUUUCAUUAUUUUCUAGCAGCUAAAUAUUGCAUUGGGUAAGAACAAAGAAAGUAAUGGUAUUCUCUGUAUCUCCUUGUUCAAUCAUUAAAUCUUUAUAUUAAAAAUAUAAAGUCUUGCAAUACUAUGUCAAAUUUAACCAUAUUUGAACCUUGUUAUAAUAUAGUAAAAUGUUGCUGAACAUAUUUUCCUUUCACUACUUUGUGUGGUGGUAUAUUGAUUUGUAAACUUGUAUAAAUUUUGGAAUUAAACAAAUACUGUGUUUUGGACAAUUAUUUUAGCUGGUGUGAUUUGGAACAGAAAGAUAUUAAGGGCUUGUUUGAAUGGGCAUCAAAUUGUAUGAGCAGGGGUGGGAAGGGUGUGGAGAUGGCACAUGCUGAUUCAUAGAAUCACAUAAUGGUUUGGGAUGAAAGUGAUCUUAAAGAUCAGCUUGUUCCAACCCUCCUGCUAUCAGCAGGAACACCUUCCGCUAGACCAGGUUGCCCAAAGCCCCAUCUAACCUGGCCUUGCACACAGUAAAGAAUUUCUUCCUAAUAAAAAAUUGCAUUUAAAUGUUCAAAUAGCUCAUCAAAAUUUAUUUUUUUUUUAAUCCCUCCCUGAAAGAGAAAUUGAAUUCUAUUUGCACCUAAAUGAAAAUCUAGGAUAGGUGCAAGAACAUUGCAGACUAUAUUGCUGUACACUCAAGAGCUAGUAAGUUUGCAUCCCUUCCCAGCAUUUUACAGA
This is a messenger RNA of Neopsephotus bourkii (Bourke's parrot), 10767 nucleotides long. RefSeq names its product phosphatase and actin regulator 2 (gene PHACTR2). The record is from RefSeq and is a predicted model, not a curated record. Gene Ontology annotation, molecular function: actin binding. NCBI's taxonomy places the organism in Eukaryota, Metazoa, Chordata, Aves, Psittaciformes, Psittacidae. The transcript has 12 exons. Gene Ontology annotation, biological process: actin cytoskeleton organization. The coding region runs from base 613 to 2523 and encodes 636 amino acids.